AGCGGGCUGGGAAGCGUUUCCGGAAGGCUGGCCGCAUCCCGCAGCGGGCUACGGGCGCCGCCGGGGCGGGCGGCGCAGCGCAGAGCGGAGCGGAGCGGCGGGCAGCUUGCCUGAUUUCUGUAGCGACCUGAGGGGGUGCUGGCGCCCAGGACUCCAGGACUUGGUGCUCUGGUACAGGCUUUCCACCAACGAGCUGGGGAGAUUAAGCGUUUCGAUCUGUACUUGGAAAGCAGCUGACAGCGUGUGGUAAUGUGCUGACUGGCACUAUGGGCAGGCGGUACCCAGGGGCUCACUAUCGGCCAAGCAGCUCAUAUUUCAAAUUAUAAUCUAUUUCCUGAUGCAUUGCUGACGCCCCGUGAGCCAUGUCAGAAGUACUUCCAGUUGAUUCCGGUGUGGACGCAUUGGCAGUGUUUAUGGCAAGCGGCAGCACGACAGACGUUGUGAACCGCAACAACCCCGCCACCCCGCCAAACACCCUUAACCUGCGCUCCUCUCACAAUGAACUUCUGAAUGCAGAAAUCAGGCACACAGAGGCCAAGAACAGCACUCCUCCAAAGUGCAGGAAAAAAUAUGCGCUGACUAAUAUUCAGACAGCCAUGGGUCUUUCCGAUCCAGCAGUCCAGCCCCUUCUGGGUAACAGUUCUGCCAACAUAAAGCUGGUGAAGAAUGGAGAAAACCAGCUCAGGAAAGCCGCCGAGCAGGGACAGCAGGAUCCCAACAAAAACCUCAGUACCACUGCAGGCAUAAACGUAACUUCUGAGAAGUUUGAAGGCAAAGAGCCGAUCCCGCAGGAUUCCUCUGGCUGUGAAAUACUGCCCUCGCAGCCAAGGAGGACCAAGAGCUUCCUGAACUACUAUGCAGAUCUAGAGACAUCUACCAGAGAGCUAGAGCAGAGUUUUGUUUCAAUGGAAGAUAAAUCUGCACAAAGCAACAGCCAGACUUCUACCGUUAUUGUCAAUGGAGAAGCCCUGCCCCGGAAACAAAACAAGCUGUCAAGCCCAGAGGAUGGCCAGGUUGCCACGGUGUCAUCAAGCCCUGAGACUAAGAAAGACCACCCAAAAACCGGGGCCAAAACAGAUUGUGCCCUCCAUAGGAUUCAAAACCUGGCCCCAAGCGAUGAGGACUCCAGCUGGACUACGCUGUCCCAGGACAGCGCCUCGCCAAGCUCGCCCGACGAAACAGCAGAUGUAUGGAGUGAUCAUUCAUUUCAGACAGACCCAGACUUGCCACCUGGCUGGAAAAAAAUCAAUGACAUUGCUGGGAUCUACUACUGGCACAUACCAACAGGAACAACACAAUGGCAGCGUCCUGUGUCCAUCCCAACAGAUCUCCAGGGCUCACGAAAAGGAUCACUUGGUUCCAUUACUCCGUCUCCUACUCCAGAAACUGAGAAACAGCCAUGGAGUGAUUUUGCUGUACUGAAUGGGGGAAAGAUUAAUAGUGACAUUUGGAAGGAUCUGCAUGCAGCCACUGUGAACCCAGACCCAAGUCUGAAAGAGUUUGAAGGAGCAACGUUACGCUAUGCCUCUUUGAAGCUCAGAAACGGUCCACAGUCUGAUGAUGAUGAUUCCUGUAGUAUCAACAGUGACCCAGAAGCCAAGUGCUUUGCUGUACGAUCUCUGGGCUGGGUGGAAAUGGCAGAAGAAGAUCUGGCUCCUGGAAAAAGCAGCGUUGCUGUGAACAAUUGCAUCAGACAACUCUCGUACUGUAAAAAUGACAUCAGAGACACUGUUGGCAUUUGGGGAGAGGGCAAAGACAUGUACCUUAUACUGGAAAAUGACAUGCUGAACCUGAUUGACCCCAUGGACCGCACAGUUCUUCAUUCACAGCCCAUUGUGAGCAUCAGAGUCUGGGGUGUGGGGCGUGACAACGGCCGAGACUUUGCUUAUGUGGCAAGAGACAAAGACACAAGAAUUCUGAAAUGUCAUGUGUUUCGAUGUGACACCCCUGCAAAAGCCAUCGCCACAAGUUUACACGAAAUCUGUUCAAAGAUUAUGGCUGAACGGAAGAAUGCUAAAGCUGUGGCUUGCAGCUCAUUGCAGGAGAGGACAAAUGUCACCCUUGAUGUUCCUCUGCAAGUAGAUUUCCCAACACCAAAGACAGAGCUGGUACAGAAGUUCCACGUCCAGUACCUGGGCAUGCUACCUGUAGCUAAACCUGUGGGAAUGGAUACUCUGAACAGUGCCAUUGAAAGUCUAAUGGCUUCCUCUAGCAAAGAAGACUGGAUGCCAGUUACUAUGAAUGUCGCUGAUGCUACUGUCACAGUCAUCAGUGAAAGGAAUGAAGAGGAAAUCAUGGUGGAGUGUCGUGUGCGGUUCCUGUCUUUCAUGGGAGUGGGCAAGGACAUUCACACGUUCGCGUUCAUUAUGGAUACAGGAAACCAGCAUUUUGAGUGCCACGUUUUUUGGUGUGAACCAAAUGCAGGCAAUGUAUCAGAAGCUGUUCAGGCUGCUUGUAUGCUGCGGUAUCAGAAGUGCUUAGUAGCCAGACCUCCUUCACAGAAAGUUCGACCGCCCCCACCUCCUGCAGACUCGGUGACUAGAAGAGUUACAACUAACGUAAAAAGAGGAGUGUUGUCCCUCAUUGACACUUUGAAACAGAAACGCCCAGUCACUGAGAUGCCAUAGCUGCAUAAGAGAGAAGAUUCUCCUACCAUUUAACUGAAGAUAACAGUAGCUACACUAAGGAAAAUGAACUGACAACGUUUGGCCUUCCACUUCAAAUUGCUGAUGCUUUGUCUUCAGAGAAUCUACCCUUACCGAAACAAUGUUAGACAAGCAUGUUCUCUUGUUCUUGCCACCAUUGUGUGAUAUGAAAAGAAGCAUGAAUAAUUUUUUUGCUAUCAGUGAGUUACAUCGUGAGCAAUGGAAGGUCUGUUUGAUUGUAAAUACAUGAACAUUACCUAAACUCACAUAAAAAAGGAAUAUGGCCACGUCCCUCCCAGUGAACUCAUGCUAAAGUCCUUGGAGUGAAUGAUGCCCGAGUUGAUAGUUUCACCGUCUUGAGCUGGAUUUGUAACAAACCAAUCUUAAAUCCUACAGCACUUUGCUUUGUUUUCAACACUGGCGUAGGUACCAAGUAUUAGCUACCAUUGAAUUCCUGUAGAUUAAAUACCAAGUUUUAUUUUUUACAGAACUACGCCUGUUAGUUUUAAAUUGUUUGUCAGCAUUGGUCUAGCAACCACUUCAGUAUCUCCCUGACAUGCUUUUGAAUCACGGCGUCAUUAUUUCAUCUCCUGGUUAUACAUUAUGGUCUUAGAGAAGAAUCGUGUGUAAUACCAAACCAAUGCCGAAAAAUCCAGAAGUGUUUUCAGUAACUGAGUUGCAGGGUGAUCCGCUGAAGCUUUUCAGCUUUAGAUGUACAAAUGCAACUGUUAGCUGUUAAAUUUAUUCUCCUAAAUCUGUCACUGAUUCAUUCAAAAUACCAUUUGUUUCACACAGGGCUCAAGCUAAUCAGGAGUGAGAAAAAACUAACCAGUAAUUUUAUUGUCUUACAACUCUUACAGAGACUAAAAUAUUCCAUACAAGUGUUUGAUGAAAUGUUCAGUUCAGCAUCUGGUUGCACAAUUCCCCUUUCCCCUCAGAGUUUGUUGCUGAGUGCUUAACAUGCUACAAAAAGAACAGUCAUGUUUCUUGUUAUUUACAGAAUUCCAUGAAAUUUCAUUUACUUUUAGUGCUCUCGUGACAAAGUAAGAAGAGAGUUGUUUUCUAACAAGAUAGUCCCUCAGGUGGUACAACUUGAUUUCAAUGCUUUUGCUCCAAAGGCUUCAUCUAAAUUGCUGUGAUUUACACACUGCUGCAGACCCUGGCAAAGUCAGCCCAGUAUUGCCCCUUAAAAUUGUACCUUAGGCUGAUUUUCAAAUGCAGUUAUGCAUCUGGAGUCUCUCCCUUCACCAUCUUCUGUCUAGACCUGCAGGUUGGUGCAAAUUUUGGAAAUGGAACAUCAAAUGUAUUUGUAACUAGCAUUAAAAAUGUUUUGUCUCCAUUUAUAGAUAUGUUCCAAACUGUGACUGUCUCCCAAGUCUGCAAGUCUGCUCAUACUAUAAUUUUAAAAGAACAUUGGCAAGGUUGUUAUUACAAGAACUCUUUUAUCUUACUAUGCAAGGGACUUUUAUAAACAAGCCGUUACCUUUUUAUUUCCUUGUUUAAAUACAUUAAUGGCAACACCUGGGCAAAGCAACUUAGGAACACGAGGGGAAAAGAAUGAUGAUUCAAGAAAUUUCUGCCUUGAAAACUGCAGAAAAAACCCCAUGAAACUCGGUGUGAUGUAUGAGCAGGAGUCAGGUGAAGGCUCGCUAUGCAACUAUUGUGAUUAAAUUUAGCUCUUUCGAAUACCCUCUUAAGGAGCUGAUCCCCCACCUGUCUCAGAUCUCUUUAUGACCCCCAGUUCUGCACCCCCAGGCACUGAAGCAAGUUUCCCCUCCCCAAGGGUCAUAUCCCUGCUACCCCCUUUGCACCAGUUUAUUCCUUGUACAGCUGGAGGCCAAGCUGCUUAUGCCAAGUAGGCAGGGAGAGCCGGGGGGGGGGGGGGGAGACACAAACAGCCCCACCCCUUUUAGCAGUACCAGUGUUUUAAACUGGCCAUGGACGAAGCCAGGUGGCAAAGCAUGGAGAUGGCUGCUUGUCUACAGGCUCGUUCAGCUUCUGGUAGUGAUCCCAGCGAUGUCUGCUAGGAGCAGUGUAAAAACUCCCUUCCUAUCGCUAUCAAAAUGUGGUGGCUGACGAUGUACCUUUAGGUAUGAUCAUGAAGUUAAAGAGGUAAAAGUUUCCUUAUUCGUCAUCAUGGUAGUGAUUUGAACUUUGACUUUUGUUUUAAAUUACAGAAAAUACUUGGACAGUGUCUUUUUAAAGUUUCAGCUGGAAAUGCCAGGAUUUGGGAUUUGCAACUGUUCUACAACAGUGAAUUUGAAACAGUCUGAUUAGAUUUUGUAGUUGCAUCUGUGUAGUGCUUGUUAUCCCCAAGAGAUCCAGACUGUCUUUAAACUACUACAACACUUAGCGAACAGCACUGUAAAGGUUCUUCUGUACCAGUGUUGUCAAAGCUAUGAACAUAUAGUUAGCUUUCACUGGCAAAGUGUGCAAUUGCAGGGAGGGCUGAGGAGAAGAUAGAAGGGUGUUUGAAAAGCCGUAGGUCACUUGCCAAUCUAUGUUUUAAGAGUUCGGUGUCUGUUAACACAGUGUUGUUGAUUUUGCAAGUGUUUAAGUAGUGUGCUUAAUGGUCUGACUGUAUGUGGCCUUUUUGCUUCAGUAGAGCCCCUUGUUCUCCAAGACGUUAAAUAUACGUGCAGGUGUUUUGCAGAAUUGGAGCCUAAUACUGCAAAGCCCGUUACCUUUUGUUAAACAAUAUAUGAAACCACUUUUACCAUGGCCAAAAAAAAUAUGUAGUAUGUAUGGGGGGGGGGGGGGGGGGGGGGGUUGAGCAACUGCCACUAUUUUAGUUGAUGUUACACAGACCCUCAGUUACCUAUGCAUUUUUUUAUAAUACCUAGUGGUUCUGUAGGCAGGCAGCCAUGUUCACUACGCCUUGUAUGUCUGAUGCCAUAUUCUAAAUUAACCUGUUAAAUACAGCUUAAAAUAUUUUUAUUUAUUCUAUUUUUACUGAAAUAUCCUGCGUUAUGUUGAUGUAUUGUCUUUACUGGACGUGAUGUUGUAACAUUCUCCACUCUGUAUACUAUAGGUUGCCUAAAAAAAGGCAGGCUUUGUAAUUAUUUGUAGCCGCAUUUUUAUUGAAGUCUGUAGAAAAAAUCAUGUAAAGCAAAGCUAAUUUCUUCAUUUUUUUUCAAUGCAAGUAGUAAGUUAGAGGUAAGUAUCACAUGUCAGUCAUGUCAUUAAUAUGCUUCCUUGCAGAAGCAAGGAGAUUUAUAUUCACUGUCAAUGAUGAGAUAAAAGCCUCUCUCUUGAAAUCUGAA
Messenger RNA from Falco peregrinus (peregrine falcon), 5908 nucleotides. RefSeq names its product amyloid beta precursor protein binding family B member 2 (gene APBB2). Gene Ontology annotation, biological process: regulation of DNA-templated transcription. The transcript is spliced from 17 exons. The coding region runs from base 363 to 2627 and encodes 754 amino acids. Gene Ontology annotation, molecular function: transcription factor binding; amyloid-beta binding. Lineage: Eukaryota; Metazoa; Chordata; Aves; Falconiformes; Falconidae. Gene Ontology annotation, cellular component: nucleus; cytoplasm. The record is from RefSeq and is a predicted model, not a curated record.